This is a messenger RNA of Papaver somniferum (opium poppy), 1633 nucleotides long. RefSeq names its product putative E3 ubiquitin-protein ligase RING1a. NCBI's taxonomy places the organism in Eukaryota, Viridiplantae, Streptophyta, Magnoliopsida, Ranunculales, Papaveraceae. The transcript is spliced from 7 exons. Bases 348 to 1448 code for a protein of 366 amino acids. The record is from RefSeq and is a predicted model, not a curated record.
UUAGUCCGUACAAAUGUUUAGUGUACAUUAGUGUUUAGUGUGGCGAAAUUACCCUUGGAGAAAGCAGAAGAAUCUCCAGUUCUCCAGUUUUAGAGUCAUAGACCAACACAGCGUCAAUGAAACAAGUGCAUGUGCCUUGUUGCCGCAAUCUAUCUAUUGAUAUUAAAAUAACUUCCCUUCGGCAAGACUCUCUCUCUCUCUCUCUCAAAACCUCAUUCUUUCUCAAUUACUCUUGACGCACACAACACACGAACAUACAGGGAGAGGGAGAGGGAGAGGGAGUGUGUGUUUCGUCUCUCUUUCUCUUGAUUUCUGUGUAGGUAUAAGUCGAGUAGAAAGUUUGUGCAAUGUCAGUACAGAAGAGAUCACCUGAGAAUCUAAUGGAAGAUUCUUAUCAUCAUCAUCAUCAUCAUCAACAGCAACAAGAACGUCAUGACUGCUAUCAAAAACAACAGACGCUCCAACAAAAUGAAGAACAAAUACAAGAUAGAGUGGGAGACGAUGAUUCUGAUCCAACCCCUUCUUCUAGUAGCGGUGAUGAUAAAGAUGAUUUCGUGUUAGUAAAAUUAUCAGAGAUACGCAAAGAAGUGCAGUGUCCAAUAUGUCUAGGUAUUAUCAGGAAGACGAGAACUGUAAUGGAAUGUCUGCAUCGCUUUUGCAGGGAAUGCAUUGACAAAUCAAUACGUCUUGGGAACAAUGAAUGUCCUGCUUGUCGUACACAUUGUGCAAGUCGUCGUUCUUUGAGAGAUGAUCCCAAUUAUGAUAUCCUUAUUGCAACUCUAUAUCCAGACAUUGACGAGUAUGAGGAGAAGGAACUGGCAUUUGGCGAUGAGGAAAAGAUUCGCAAUAAGCAUAUCCAAGACUAUAUCGCCCAGACUGUUCGACGACAAUCAUCAGCUCUUGGUAGUACUCAUAAAAACCGUACAACAGCUAAAUUCGUGACUUCAUCUACAAGGACAACUGAUCAGCCAAAUAAACGAAGAGGAAGAAGAAGAAACAACGAAUCAACUCAAAGUUCUGAAGACGAUGAUCAUGUAAACGGCACUGGUAGCAGCAAUGGUAAUGGUUAUGUUAAUUGUAACAGGGUAGAUGGAAGGUCAUCUUCUAGUGAUGAUUCAAGUAUAGAUCUGAAGCCAAGAAAGCGCAGGAGAUGGGUAAGGGGCUGUUCUUCGCAGCCUUCUUCAGCAUCUGCUAAUGCAAAUACUGAGUUUAAUGAAAACAAUGGUUCAGAAGAUGUUACCAAAGAGAGUGCAGAUCCAUUUAAAACUCCUGGGUUCGUUAGGUUACCUGAAGUGCUUGUUUGGGGUAAGGGUGGGACUCGGAGUCACAGUCGACAAAGAAAUCUAACCGCUGGGAACAGUAUGAACAGUAGGAUCCCUCGAAGCAACCCCCUAUUCGACUUGGUAGAUAAUAUUCACAAGUUAGAGGAAGACAACUCCGAGGCAUAAAAUAAGGAUGCUAAUUGGAAAAUUUGCUUCAUAAGUUCUCUACUAUUGGUGGAGAGAACGCAUCUGGGGUUACUUUGUUUAGUUGGUUGUACAUUGCACAGGUUUAUUUAUUUAUUUUUUGAUGAACAAAAUAUACACAGAUAGCAGUGAGAUUGCUCCUCCAUAUCUCUCGAUUUUUUUAUUUU